Messenger RNA from Etheostoma spectabile (orangethroat darter), 817 nucleotides. It is a transcript of the gene pcbd1, whose product is annotated as pterin-4 alpha-carbinolamine dehydratase/dimerization cofactor of hepatocyte nuclear factor 1 alpha. Gene Ontology annotation, molecular function: 4-alpha-hydroxytetrahydrobiopterin dehydratase activity. Lineage: Eukaryota; Metazoa; Chordata; Actinopteri; Perciformes; Percidae. The transcript is spliced from 4 exons. The record is from RefSeq and is a predicted model, not a curated record. The coding region runs from base 72 to 467 and encodes 131 amino acids. Gene Ontology annotation, biological process: tetrahydrobiopterin biosynthetic process.
AGAGUAGCCUAUGAGCAGUGAGGAUUUCUGCUCAGGCUUCUGCAGGGGCAGCUAAGCAGGACCUACAGCUCAUGUGUCAGAUUGGAGUCAUUCCAGUCACUCUGUGCAACAGGGAGCUGGAGCUGAACCUCUUCUGUGCAUCAAGACACUCUGCAAACAUGGCUGGUAAAAUUCAGGGUCUGACUGAAGAGGAGAGGGCCCACCUACUCCCCCUGCUACGCAACGCCCAGUGGGUGGAGGUUGUGGGACGGGACGCUAUUUACAAAGAGUUUCUUUUUAAAGACUUCAAUCAGGCUUUUGGUUUCAUGUCCAGAGUGGCUUUACAAGCAGAGAAGAUGGACCAUCAUCCUGAGUGGUUCAAUGUCUAUAACAAGGUCCAGAUCACUCUCAGCACACAUGACUGUGGGGGGCUGUCCCAGCGAGACAUCACUUUGGCCACCUUCAUUGACCAGGCAUCACUGAUGUGAGCAACAUUUCAACAAUAAAAACUUAAGUGCUUUGUAUAUUCAUUCCACUGAGGAAUCUGAAGAUGUGACCUGCAAAUCCAAAGAAUAUGAACCAGCUACUUCCAAUGAAUUGUGAAUAAUGUAGCUGUAUUAGACUGCAAAGGGUUCAAUGUUUUGGUUUGCACUUAGUGAAUAAUUAUUAGCCAAAGGUUAAUGAUAAAAUGUUUACACAUUAAAGUCUUAAGAAUCAUGUUAUUUCUCAGAAACUAUUCCAUAGAACAUUUACAGUGGUACGCGUGACUCUGUCACAACUAGUCUUUUGUGCCAAUGUUUUUGUACUUUACUGUUCAUAAAUGUUAUUUUCUGUCAAA